GACUACGACAUCGUCGUCAUUCAAGAACCAGUCAUCGACUUCCUAGGCAACACCAGAGCCACCCCAGAUUGGAACGUAAUCUACCCCACCCAUAGAUAUUCACAUCAAGAACGCUCACGAGCAGUAACCCUCAUCAACAAAUGUGUCAACACAAGCAAUUGGAGGCAGCUACCAUUUCCCUCCUCUGAUGUCGUCGUUACGCAACUCAACGGUACAUUCAGGAAAAUAACUAUCUUUAAUAUCUAC
Suillus plorans is the source of this 246-nucleotide messenger RNA. RefSeq lists its product as uncharacterized. NCBI's taxonomy places the organism in Eukaryota, Fungi, Basidiomycota, Agaricomycetes, Boletales, Suillaceae. The annotation marks the transcript as partial. The record is from RefSeq and is a predicted model, not a curated record. The transcript has a single exon.